GAUCUCACAACUUUUCAGUGUUGGGAAUGAAGCCAUUAGGUCCACGAUACAGAGUCUGGAGCUCAGACUGGAAAUAGAAAUGAACAGGAUACACGUGGGAGGGGAUUGGAGGCUCCACCUGAUGACCAGGAAGGGAUGGAUGUGCAAAGAGGAGAGGUCUGGAGCCAGCCCCGCGGGGAUACCUGCGCUCCACCACUGGGCAGUGGAGGAGGGGAGUGAGGCCUACGGGGCAGGGGAGGGCGGGAUAGAGCUGGGCUGGGGCCCGGGAAGACGGGUUAACCUGCACACGCCAGAAACGUCAGCCGUAUUUGUAUCAUUUCUAAUACAAAAUGGAUGCUCUGAGAUGCAUGACUGGUUGGGGAUAUUCAGGAUGGACCCUGGAGGGGAGGAAUCCAUUGCAGAAACUCCUCAGUCAGGUUUGCGAGAGCCUUUCUGACCCGCCCCCCUCCCAGCCCAACUUGUGUGUCUCCUCGGAGCUCCGAAAGGGACAUUUCUUGUUCUCUGCUCACCUCCUAGACUUGGAAAUGAGACCUGAAAUGAAAGAACCGGACCUAAAGGAGGAGACUUCGGAAGACAGACCAUCCGGGGCCUGGGGUACAGCCGUGGAUGGAGCGCGGACGCAGGGUGACAGGGUGGAGUCGCGGCGGGAAAGCGCUAGGACCUGCCCGAGGCGGCUGGAAAUCUCCCGGGAGUCGGCCCCCGAAUGUCGUGAGUUGCAGGCGUUCGUUAACCAGAGCCCCACCCCGGCGCCACCCUGGUCGGGGGGUCCGAGAGAAGCAGGGAUCCACCCGUUUGCCAUGCGGGGCAAGAACCUCGCAGGUAACUCGGACCUUGGUAAACUCUCCAGAGCGGACGUGGAGAAGAAAUCCUACGACUGCAGCGAGUGUGGCAAGGCUUUUGGUCGCAGCUCGUCGCUGGUCAAACACCAGCGCAUCCACACCGGGGAGAAGCCCUUCCAGUGCGACGUGUGUGGGAAGCACUUUCUGGAACGGUCGUCGCUGACCAUCCACCAGCGCACGCACACCGGCGAGAAGCCGUACGCGUGCGCGGACUGCGGCCGCGCCUUCAGCCAGAGCAUGAACCUCAUCGUGCACCAGCGCACGCACACCGGCGAGAAGCCGUACGCGUGCGGCGAGUGCGGGAAAGCCUUCCGGAAGACCUCCUCCCUCGCCCAGCACGAGCGGGUCCACACGGGCGAGAAGCCGUACGCGUGCGGCGAGUGCGGCAAGGCCUUCCGCCAGAACAUGCACCUGAUCGUGCACCAGCGCACGCACACGGGCGAGAAGCCGUACGUGUGCGGUGAGUGCGGGCGCGCCUUCCGCCAGAACAUGCACCUGACGGAGCACCAGCGCACGCACACGGGCGAGAAGCCGUACGCGUGCGGGGACUGCGGCCGCGCCUUCAACAAGAGCUCGUCGCUGACGCUGCACCGGCGCAACCACACGGGCGAGAAGCCGUACGCGUGCGGCGAGUGCGGCAAGGCCUUCAGCCAGAGCGCCUACCUGAUCCAGCACCAGAGGCUGCACAUCGGGGUGAAGCCUUUCGAGUGCGGCCAGUGCGGCAAGGCCUUUAGCAAGAACUCCGCGCUGACGCAGCACCAGCGCAUCCACACCGGCGAGAAGCCGUACGCCUGCUACAUCUGCAGGAAGCACUUCACGGGCCGCUCGUCUCUGGCGGUGCACCAGAUGGGCCACACCGGCGAGAAGCCGUACGCGUGCGGCGAGUGCGGGAAGGCCUUCAGCCAGAGCGCCUACCUCAUCGAGCACCAGCGCAUCCACACGGGCGAGAAGCCGUACCGGUGCGCGCAGUGCGGCAAGGCCUUCAUCAAGAACUCCUCGCUCACGGUGCACCAGAGGAUCCACACCGGGGAGAAGCCCUACCGGUGCGGCGAGUGCGGGAAGACCUUCAGCCGGAACACCAACCUCACGCGGCACCUGAGGAUCCACACCUAGGGAGCUUGGCGCGCCCCAGGCUACACCAGGUGGGCGGGGUCCUUAGCACGGGCCGUCGGCUCCGGGAGUUCUCAAGUGGGGGCCCAGGGUGGCGCAGCCCCGCGGCUCUUAGGAAUUGUGGGGAUCUUGGUUCCCACGCGCUCCUUCCCGGCCGGGCGUCCACACCUCCGAGCCGGAGGGCAAGUUCCUCCGUGCCCAGUGUACUUGGGAACGUUGCAAGGUUGGCUGUGGCUGGGAACUCACGGGAGUUCCAGGAACGGAGCGCGUCAGGGUUCGAGACCAAAAGCACAAAGUAAAUUUUAAGCGCUGAGAUGGAGCCCCCGGUCGGUCUCCGUUCAGAUAGUAAAGUUGGGGAGAGGCGUACAGGACUUGGUAAGAGCGUGGGGACGUUUCUCCCCUUGUCACACACGCCCUCGGUCUAGUCCAGACGUAGGUUGUCUGUGAGUUUCCUCUUUGGGAAGAGCUAGAGGGGGGCCCUUCGUCGUCCUUCCACAUCCCAGCCCCCCUGCAGUCUCCCUAAACCGUACUGGAAGCCCCCUACCCCCAGGCUGAUAAGCGGUAGAAGUUGGCAAGUUCGUGAGAGGAAAAAAUGUGUUUUUCAGAGUUAGCAAUAACAGUAACCACUUUGGAUGCCAAAGUUUCUCAUAGUGGUCUGUUAAAUUGUUCUUUUAAUAAAACUUUUCGUGAAGGGAGACCAAUGUCAUCUUAAACAGUCAUCAGGUGAGAAAGAUACAGGUACCAGGUGUGCUGUCAAGGUCGGUUUCAGUGCUUGUGGGAGAGGGCAGGGGAGCGAGUAACAACAGGCUUGAUAUUCAGGUUUAAAUACUUAACCGGAUUCAAUAAGUUGCGCAUCUGAGUCUCUUUACGUAGUUAUUUUUUGCACUUAAACUUGAAGGAGCCUCCUAAGGCUGACCUGAAGCUUUGUGUUCACAUAGAGUUCCCCCAGUCUCCCCUCUCCGGGACCUCUUCCACCACCUUUUUAUUUUAAUGUUCUGUGCUACUGGUCGCAAAUGUCCUGGCGUGUCUGAAUGUCUCACACUUCCUGACGCCGGGGUUCACAAAGAAUAAAUAAUUCAUUUUAAGCAACCGCUUAUAUCAGUAAGCACAUUUCGUGUUGCAGGUAGAAAAAACAGCCAUGUAGAAACAUGGACAGUUUUUGAAUGUCCGUCAGGCUGCAGGCAUCAGGGUGGGCUUGAUCCAGACACACGGCGCGUCAGAACCACAGCUCUGCCUCCCCGUGGUCCGCUGGCUCUCCCUUCACGCGCUGGCUUCUUCCUCAGGCUGGCUUCCCUUGUGGUUUCAUGGUGGUUUCCAGCAGCUCCUCUUGACACACUUAGUCUCGUCCAGAUGGGGACAGACCUCUUCCAGUCAUUGGCGAAAAAGCCCUACGCUUCAUUCCGCUGGACUCACCAGGGACUGAUUGUUCUGACUAGAGAAAUGCCGUGUGCUGAUUGGCUUAGAUACGGGUCUCGCCCUCAUCCUUGAAAUAGUAGCUGUGGAAGGGGAAUGAAUGGGAGUGACUGCCCAGAUCGGCCUGAAACCACUGUCCACCCCUGACGUGGGCGUGGGGUCCGUUCCGCCCAGGUCACAGUCAGGGAGAAGCGGGAUGACACGGAGAAGCCGGCCCCAGCGUCAUCCGAUGGCCUCUCUGGCUUUUGUUGUGACAGUGAGGUCCUGCUGCGCGUGACAUUUUCUUUGGGGAGCCUUCUCAUUGCCUCGGUCACCACGACAGCCCCCGGUCCUGGCCGUCCUCUGUGCUCUCUUGACCACGGGAUGGGGGCAGGGCCCAGAGACACUGAGAGGCUCUGGGUCACAUCUGUUUGCACCAGCUUUCGUCGCCAUGCCCCCAUUCCCGUCGGCAAGAACAGAUGUCAGGUGACCAGGUUUCCUACUUGGUGGGGGGCAGGGGUGGCCGAGUGAGUGACUGUGACCCACAGGGCAAGUGUGAGCCUUGGAUGGAUCGAAGGUGAGCCCCAGCUGUGAGCGAGUGAGUUCCUUCUAACGCUCUGUGCUGCGGUUCCCUCUGCUUUAAAAAGGGGGUAGAGGGCAUCGCCGAAGUCGAUUGAUAGGAUAGUGGGGGACAGGCUAAGCUGCAGGUCCUGGCAACACAGAGCCUCAGACAGCAGAGCCCCCAGCCUCUCUGUCUCUCUCCUGCUCCCUCGCUUCUCUCUCAGUCUCAGACCAAAACAUCCACCCAGUCCCACUCCUUGUGGUCACUUAGGACCUACAUCCCGUCCACCCCUGAGGACGCAGGGCUGGUCAGAGCUGGCUGCCAGCUACCAUGGGCGUUCCAGCGGCAGGUCAGGGGAGGCAGCCUGGAGGAGGUAAGUCUGACCAACAUCUUAGCACCGGACCGGAAGUGGCCCAGUGUCUCUCACCGUCUGCCACACCUUUGACAGCUGCCUCCCCUCAGACCUACAUGGAGGCUGGGAGGUGUCGUCCAGGGGUGUUUCCAGGACGGAGUGGAGACAGCCAGCCCUCAGGCUGCACCCUGAGGACCUGUCCAGGCAGAUCGUGCAGUCAGGCAGGGGCAUGAGACAUGGUCUUUCAAUAAAACGAGCACAUGGAACUUGGCGACCUCCUAGGCCCCCCAGUAGGAGCUAAGGGUCGGGGUCUCUGAUGGUUUGGCCUAGCAGCCACGUUGCCACCCUCCUCCUGUGCUUCCCUCCCAUCACCUCCUACUCAUGAGAUGGGACACUCAGCCUCUCCCUGCUAGACCUUUCCACACCCGGCCCAGUCCUCUCAUAAAAUGGGAAAGGACGGGGAGGAGGGGCGUGAGAGCACCCUCUUCUCUCAGCACCACCCGGUCCCUGGUAGGUCAGGACGGGAUGCGGGUAACUGAGACCUUGGACAGAGACAAGCCCUGGGGAGUUAUCAGAGGCCCGUGGUCACUGUCCAGCAUUAUUCACUGGGGGCCUGCACACAGAUCCAGACUGGUGAUGGCCAGGAAUCUCCUGGAAGUUUUGGAAUUUCAGGAGAGGUGCAAACCAUCCUCUCCCAAAUCGUAGAUUUAUGACCCCCCGACAUACUGAAUGGGAUGCUUGUGAACAUAAAGUGCUUUGAGUCAGGCAGACUUAUUGUCUAAUAUAUGCCUCAUCC
This is a messenger RNA of Kogia breviceps (pygmy sperm whale), 5051 nucleotides long. The record is from RefSeq and is a predicted model, not a curated record. NCBI's taxonomy places the organism in Eukaryota, Metazoa, Chordata, Mammalia, Artiodactyla, Physeteridae.